AUGCCGUCCACAUCUGCGGCUCUGACGCCGGGAUUGACCUCUUUUCUCAAGUCGCUAAAGACGAACCCGAUCGACACAUCUAUUGACAAUUUGAUAUCAUUGCUUAAGCGAAGACAAAUCUGUCACUCCAGAUCAUGCGCUACUGCGACGGCCUACCUUCUUCUCCGUGUUAUCUCUGCCUGCAGAACGACAGAUGCGGCUAAGCUCAUCGAGCGGGUGCAGAAUGUUGGAAGGCGCCUGGUGGCCGCGCAGCCCCGCGAGAUGGUCGUUGGUAAUAUUGUCAGACGUGUGCUUGGUUUGAUCCGUGAUGAAGCAGAAGACGACCGGGAGGCCGAAUUCACCUUGAGCGAGGCGUCGGAAAGCCAGCCUCAGACCCCUCGUUUCAGCGAUGAUCGAUCUUCUAGACCAGCUCUGACUUCGUCCGGCAUUUCCAUGUUCAGUCUCCUUUCACACCCAGAGCCCGAACCAUCACUCCCCGGUACUCCGGCAUCAGACUCCCCCUCCGGUAGAUUUAUGGGACAUGGUCCUAAUAAGGACAUUCGUGCCGAGGUUCUCGACGGGAUCGGUGAAAUCAUCGAUGAGUUGGGACAGGUAGACGACCAAAUUUCGGCCUAUGCCCUCGAUCACAUCCACUCCAACGAGAUCAUUCUCACCCACACUUCGUCCUCCACUGUUCAAAAAUUCUUGCUCAAAGCGGCAGCCAAGCGGAAAUUCACCGUCAUCCAUGCCGAGUCAUACCCCAACAAUCACGAAGCGACCCAUGCCACCGUUAGUGGAAACAGCUUUGGUGAUGACGAACUCAUGAGCACCGAGUCAUUCCAGAAACCCUUAAUCGCCAUGGGUAUCACCGUGAUUCUGAUUCCCGACUCCGCUGUUUUUGCGCUCAUGUCUCGGGUCAACAAAGUUAUCCUGGGCACUCACUCCGUCCUUGCCAACGGUGGACUGGUCGCCGCGGCUGGCACCCGGGUAAUUGCCCGCGCAGCCAAGGUGCACCAGACCCCUGUAGUGGUGGUUAGCGGCGUGUACAAACUCAGCCCGGUAUACCCGUUCGACUUUGAAUCGCUGAUCGAGUAUGGAGAUGUCAGUAAGGUUAUCGGAUAUGAAGAUGGAGAUUUGGUGGACCAGCUCGAUGUCCAAAAUCCAUUAUACGACUAUGUUCCCGCAGAGCUGGUCGAUCUUUACAUUACCAAUUUGGGCGGCCAUGCACCAUCUUAUCUCUACCGCAUCGUGUCGGACCACUACCGCAAGGAGGACAUUACUUUCUAA
Molecule: messenger RNA, 1266 nt
Organism: Aspergillus wentii DTO 134E9
Lineage: Eukaryota; Fungi; Ascomycota; Eurotiomycetes; Eurotiales; Aspergillaceae
Product: translation initiation factor eIF2B subunit beta
Exons: 4
Coding region: 1-1266 (421 amino acids)
Biological process (GO): translational initiation
Cellular component (GO): eukaryotic translation initiation factor 2B complex
Molecular function (GO): translation initiation factor activity; guanyl-nucleotide exchange factor activity
Source: RefSeq, a predicted model, not a curated record